CAAGUACCAUCUGCCGGUAACCGACGUAUGUGACCGAAGCCAGGCGGCGGAGCUCCGUGUUCUCGCUUUUUUAUCGACUCCUGCUGCGCCCAGAGAGACGGAGAGACAGAGUCCAGCUGAUUGGCAUGGCCUCGUCUGAUGAUGCAGAAGGCUCCCUGACGCCCGUGGAUUUCAUCCAGCUGCAGCAGUACAUGGAAUACAGCAGUUUGAGGGUGAAAGAUGUGAUUAAGGACUUUCAUGCAGGAGGUCGGCUGGCUCAGCACAGCGUUGGAGAGUGUGUCGACGCCGUGGGCUUCUGCCUCUUUCUCAAGACCUAUCUAGAAGUGGACGACUUCCCUGCAGAUUUCUGCCAACGCCUUUUUCGCUAUUUUCAACACGUAGAGCAAGACGGUUCCACAAAGAGCCCACUACCCAAAGGAGGCGGGGUCUUCCUUCGCGAUGUGUCCUGUUACUUCUCUGUGCUGGAGGACGGACAGCCGCGGGAGAAGCUCGAAUUUACAUUCAGACUGUACGACAAAGACUGCAACGGACUCCUGGACAGUUCUGAGGUGGAUCGUAUAAUCACUCAGAUGAUGCGAGCUGCUGAUUACCUCGGCUGGGAUGUGACUGAACUCAGACCAGUGCUAAAGGACAUGAUGACGGCGAUCGACGUGGACGACAGCGAGACCGUCACUCUGGAGGAGUGGCUGAAGGGAGGCAUGAACAAUGUGCCUUUACUUGUUCUGCUUGGACUCAAGAUGACAGAGAAAGACGGGCAGCACAUCUGGAGGAUGAAGCACUUCAACAAGCCGACCUACUGCAGUGUGUGUCAGGGCAUGUUGCUGGGCCUCGGGAAGCAGGGACUCUGGUGCACCUGCUGCAAGUACAUCGUCCACAGCCAGUGUGCCAACAAGAACCCCGAACCCUGCGCUCGAACCUUCGUCAAAUCUAAAAUGGAAAUUGGUAUAGCAGCUCAUGACUGGAUCAGAGCUGACUGUAACUCCACCAAGUGUCAGGUCUGCCACAAGAAGAUCAAAACUUUAGCGGGGAGGCGUUGCGUGUGGUGCCAGGAGAUGCGUCACGAUGAGUGUCUCUACUCUGGCUUGUCGACCUGCGAUUGUGGCCCACUGAGAGAUCACAUACUGCCUCCAUGGGCCAUCUAUGCCGUCUCAAAGGAGGAGGACACCAGCCUGUUGAACGUCACUCCCGAUGGCCACGUCCUGCAGAUUGUUCCAAUUCCAGACACCCAUCCUCUGCUGGUGUUUGUAAACCCGAAAAGUGGAGGCAAGCAAGGUGAACGAGUGCACAGAAAGUUUCAGUACCUGCUGAAUCCACGUCAAGUGUACAACUUGUCUAAUGGUGGUCCUGCUCCAGGACUGCACUUCUUCCGCAACCUGCACGAGUACAGGAUCUUGGUGUGCGGAGGAGACGGCACAGUGGGGUGGCUCCUGGAUGCAAUAGACAAAGAGAAUCUCCAGGUGCAUCCUCCUGUAGCCGUCCUGCCUCUGGGCACUGGGAAUGACCUGGCUCGCUGCCUACGGUGGGGAGGAGGAUACGAGGGGUCUGAUUUGAGAGAAAUCCUGAAGGAGAUCGAGGCCAGCGAGGUGAUUCCAAUGGACCGCUGGAGCAUCCAAGUGAUACCAGACGACCCUCAGGAGGCGGGAGACCCCGUCCCCUACGAGAUCAUUAACAACUACUUCUCUGUUGGAGUGGAUGCCUCGAUUGCUCAUCGUUUCCACUCCAUGAGAGAGAAACACCCCCAGAGGUUCAACAGCAGAAUGAAGAACAAACUUUGGUAUUUUGAAUUUGCCACCUCGGAGACCAUCUCUUCCUCCUGCAAGAAGCUGAAGGACUGUCUCAAGAUUGAGUGUUGCGGGAGACAGCUGGACAUGAGCAACAUGUCUCUAGAAGGAAUAGCUGUCCUCAACAUACCCAGCAUGCACGGAGGAUCCAACCUCUGGGGCGAAUCCAAGAAGCCUGAUGGUGUGGCAGAAGUGGUGCACAGUGAAGUCAUCACCGACCCCGAAUUCCUUAAAACAAUCUCACAAGAUAUGAGCGACAAGCGUUUGGAGGUUGUGGGGCUGGAAGGAGUCAUAGAGAUGGGACAGAUCUACACUGGACUGAAGAGCGCUGGACACAGACUGGCACAGACCUCCCAGAUUACCAUCAGGACAAGCAAAGCUCUGCCCAUGCAGAUUGAUGGGGAGCCCUGGAUGCAGCCUCCGUGUACUAUCCACAUAACUCACAAGAACCAAGCAAACAUGCUGAUGGCUGCACCGACCAAACCCUCCGGCUUCUUCCACCUCAAGUAGAGAAACUGUUUCUCUGCGUGGUCCAGUCUGCUGCAGGUCACCGGCGUUUGCACAAAAAAAGAUGCAGAAUGAGUAUUUAAAGAAGAACGUCCACUGCUGAGCGCGUGACUGUGUUUUUAUUAAGUUUUAGCAUGUUUUAUCCUUUGCACUUAAUCCCUGCUGUAAUUGUAAAUUAUUGCUUGCAUAGACUCAGACCACAGUGACAGACCAAAUCAAAAGUGCAACUUUCACCAGUCUGAUCGCUGCUAUUGUGUGCCAAUUCAAAUAUAACACGUUCCUGUAAAUAACAAAGCUGAGCAUGUUGUCUAUCUACAGUAUAUGGAUAAGAAAUAUAUUUACUUAAAAAGUA
Molecule: messenger RNA, 2640 nt
Organism: Stegastes partitus (bicolor damselfish)
Lineage: Eukaryota; Metazoa; Chordata; Actinopteri; Pomacentridae
Gene: dgkab
Product: diacylglycerol kinase, alpha b
Exons: 24
Coding region: 126-2291 (721 amino acids)
Biological process (GO): phospholipase C-activating G protein-coupled receptor signaling pathway
Cellular component (GO): plasma membrane
Molecular function (GO): calcium ion binding; ATP-dependent diacylglycerol kinase activity
Source: RefSeq, a predicted model, not a curated record